CUUUAUAGUCCACUACUUUAAGUUUUAAAUGGUUUGCCGACAUGUUAUUCAUUAUGGCAUCUGGCAUUUAAGUCCUUAACGUAGUCCACGUCACGAAGCGCUCAUAAAAGCGACGGUUAUGUGACGCCUGAAAGAGAACCAUUGUAAGAGCGACUGCAUCGUGUAGUUCGUCUGGUUUGUGACAUCGUGAGCAAGCAUUAUAAUAUUUCUAAGUUGUUAUCGAUAUCCAUUUGGAUUCUUAACUAAUAACGUAUAAGAAACCAUCCUAAAAUGGCUUCGGCAAAGGCGAAUAAAAAGGCAGCUGCGGUGGCAAUAGAUUUACCAGAAUGUCCAGUAUGCAUGGAGACUAUGAGCGCCCCGAUAUACCAGUGCCAGUCGGGGCACAGCCUCUGCAACUCCUGCACUCAGAACCUGCUGCCACCGAUGUGUCCCAUCUGCCGCCAGAAUCUGACGCAGAUGAGGAACUGGCAGUUAGAAGAAAUCGUCUCCAAGGCUAAAGUCUCGUGCCCCAACAAGUCGUCGGGUUGCGUCUACACCAUGGUGUCCAUGGACUUGGAAGAACAUCUCAAGGAGUGUAUCUUUCGAGAAAUGGAGUGCCCUCUUGGUGUUGUCUUUGGAAAAUGUUCCUGGACUGGUAGACUGAAAGAAAUUAUGGAUCAUUUCAAGGAACGCCACGGGUCCUUCUGCAACGUCACAACUGAUGAGGAAGUCGAGAUUACCAACGUCGACAUCAAAAACGAUGACCGUCAUUUCUUCCUAGUGGCUCAAAGCAAGCUACUGUUCAUUUUAACUAUGAAGAUUGACACCCUUCAGAAAAUGGCUUACUGGACUAUUCAACACAUCGGAAGCAAGAAAGUCCACAAGACCAUAUUUACGAAAUACAUAUUACGAGCAAGCAGAACCCAAGAAGGAAAGUUGUGUUCAUAGAACACUGCUUCAAUGAUGCUAUCAAGGCUGAAGAGGUAUUUCGUCAAGGCAAAUGUGCGGUCCUGCCUCUAGAUUCGCUGGUUCACUACAUAAAAGACAAAGCCAUGUCAUUUAGAUUCUUCAUCAAGCGGAUUCCUCCUGGUGGUCCAAAAAACAACAACGCCAAGAACGAUAACAAGCCUCCAGGACCAAACCAAGGUAACGGACCGAAGGGCCCGGGGCCCAAAGGACCAAAAAACCAAGAAAAUAAAAACAAGCCGAAUGGACCUGGACCUGGCCCCAAAUUUAACAAAAACAAAG
Molecule: messenger RNA, 1227 nt
Organism: Trichoplusia ni (cabbage looper)
Lineage: Eukaryota; Metazoa; Arthropoda; Insecta; Lepidoptera; Noctuidae
Product: E3 ubiquitin-protein ligase siah-1-like
Biological process (GO): proteasome-mediated ubiquitin-dependent protein catabolic process; multicellular organism development
Cellular component (GO): cytoplasm
Molecular function (GO): ubiquitin protein ligase activity; ubiquitin conjugating enzyme binding; zinc ion binding
Source: RefSeq, a predicted model, not a curated record